CGCGGUUGCACGCUUGUAGGGAUGCGGGGUUAUUUUGCGAUGCUGUGGAAAUAAAAAUUACACUCUGCUGUUCCCCCAGUGACCUGACAGCAGCUGAAGGCCAAGAUGUUGACCGACAUCCCUCGGGACGCUCUCCUGCGUCCGCUGACCCGGAAUGAAGUGGUUGGGAUGUUGGUGAGGCUCACCAUCUUUGGAGCAGCGACGUAUUACAGCAUCAAGUGGGUGGUAGAAGCUCUGGACCCGACGCAGAAGCAGAAAUCACAGGCCAAGAAACGGGCUGAGCGGCUGAUGAAGCAGAUCGGGGUGGAGGGAGUCAGUCUGAAUGAGUAUGAGAUGAAUAUCGCCACUCACCUCGUCGAUCCUCGCAGUAUGAAGGUAACGUGGAGGGAUGUUGCGGGUCUUGAUGAUGUCAUCACAGAGAUGCAGGACACCGUCAUCCUGCCCUUCCAAAAACGGCACCUGUUCCGCGGAUCCAAACUCUUCCAGCCUCCCAGAGGUGUGUUAUUAUACGGCCCACCUGGUUGUGGGAAAACCUUAAUCGCCAAGGCAACAGCCAAAGCAUCAGGAUGUCAGUUCAUCAACCUCCAGGCCUCCACUCUGACGGACAAGUGGUACGGCGAAUCACAGAAGCUCACCGCCGCUGUGUUCUCAUUGGCUGUCAAGCUCCAGCCCUGCAUCAUUUUCAUCGAUGAAAUAGAUUCAUUUUUAAGGAAUCGGUCCAGUCUGGAUCACGAGGCCACUGCAAUGAUGAAGGCCCAGUUUAUGAGUCUGUGGGACGGCCUGGAAACUGGAGCAUGCACUCAGGUGAUGGUGAUGGGAGCCACUAACAGACCACAGGAUGUAGAUGCAGCUAUUCUCCGAAGAAUGCCCACAGCCUUCCAUGUAGGACUGCCUAAUGCAGCUCAGAGGCAGGAGAUCCUUCGACUGAUCCUGUCAGGAGAAAACCUGAGUAACGCGAUUAACCUGAAGGAGAUCGCGGAGAAGACGGAGGGUUAUUCAGGCAGCGAUCUGAGGGAGCUCUGCCGUGACGCCGCCAUGUACCGCGUCAGAGACUACGUCCGCAAACAGCAGAUGAAACAAAUCGCUCAGCAGUUUCAGCUGGACGAUGAUGAGGAGGAGGAGCCAGUGGACGGCGCCCGGCUGCGCCCGGUGACUCAGCUGGACCUGCUGUUUGGACUGGAUAAGAUGAGAGAGUCCAAACAAGCUACAGCCACAGCGAACGCUAACCUCAGAGAAGUGCCGCUGGACUGAACACAGGCCAGAGAACAUUCCUCUCUUAAAGGAGCAGAUCAGUGAAAAAACAAAUUUGCACAGUUUUCCCCACCUUUACUGCAAAGGUAGUCAAAACUGUGGACAAAAUUCAAACUCCAGGAUGCCUGCACUGUCAGAAAUAAAGGUUCUGUUCAGGUACGUUUUUCGUUCAUCAAGGUACAAACAGUGUAAAUGUUCCCUCAA
Messenger RNA from Colossoma macropomum (tambaqui), 1455 nucleotides. RefSeq names its product ATPase family AAA domain containing 1a (gene atad1a). The transcript is spliced from 10 exons. The coding region runs from base 106 to 1251 and encodes 381 amino acids. Lineage: Eukaryota; Metazoa; Chordata; Actinopteri; Characiformes; Serrasalmidae. Gene Ontology annotation, molecular function: ATP hydrolysis activity; ATP binding. Gene Ontology annotation, cellular component: mitochondrial outer membrane. The record is from RefSeq and is a predicted model, not a curated record.